CUGGGGUGAAUUUGCACCCAGGUAGCAGCUGUAGUCACCGCAGUUCCAUCCUUGUCUCCGCGAUGUUGCCCUUGGCCAAAAACGCACUAAGUCGUCUCCAAGUUCGAAGCAUUCAGCAAGUGGUGGCAAGGCAGAGCCAUCAGAAGAAGACACCUACUUUCCAUGACAAAUAUGGAAAUGCUGUAUUAGCAGGUGGAAGCAUCUUCUGUAUUUCUGCAUGGACAUAUACAGCCACACAAAUUGGAAUAGAAUGGAACCUGUCCCCUGUUGGCAGAGUCACCCCAAAGGAAUGGAGAGAUCAGUAGUCAUGCCAGCUGAUACAAUAAUCAAGGAAUUGUUUCAAAAAACCAACUCAUAAAUGAAUGCCAAGUCAAAGAAUCAUGUACUCAUUAAAACAUGGCAUAUUGAAGAAAAAAAAUAAAGAAAUAAAGUACCUUUGAAACCUUCA
Molecule: messenger RNA, 448 nt
Organism: Rattus norvegicus (Norway rat)
Lineage: Eukaryota; Metazoa; Chordata; Mammalia; Rodentia; Muridae
Gene: Cox7b
Product: cytochrome c oxidase subunit 7B
Exons: 3
Coding region: 63-305 (80 amino acids)
Biological process (GO): mitochondrial electron transport, cytochrome c to oxygen; oxidative phosphorylation
Cellular component (GO): mitochondrial inner membrane; respiratory chain complex IV
Source: RefSeq, marked provisional